Teleopsis dalmanni is the source of this 2154-nucleotide messenger RNA. RefSeq lists its product as uncharacterized. The coding region runs from base 1 to 2154 and encodes 717 amino acids. NCBI's taxonomy places the organism in Eukaryota, Metazoa, Arthropoda, Insecta, Diptera, Diopsidae. The transcript has 3 exons. The record is from RefSeq and is a predicted model, not a curated record.
AUGUUUUACAUGUUUGAAAAGGGACACCUUCAAAAAGAAUGCUCUGCUGUUAAAUGCUCGAAAUGUAAUUUAUCUCAUCAUCAACUUUUACAUAAAGAUUAUAUCUUGGAGCCAAAUGAACAAAGAUGCAAAAAUGAGCCAUCUACGUCAACACAGGAGACAGCUCAGUCAUCAGUUAUGAACGUAAUGACUGAAAACGAGGUUUUUUUGGCAACAGCAGUAGUAAUGGUAGCGGACAAGUUUGGCAAAUAUCACCAAAUGCGAGCCAUAUUAGAUUCUGGCUCUCAAGUAAAUUUGAUGUUAAGUGAUUUGGGUGGUUCUUAUAAUGCUGCCAAACGACGGUUGCUGUCACUAGAGCGUAGGUUGAGUAGAGAUCGCUCUACACGAGACGCUUACAACGCAUUUAUGGAUGAGUACCUCUCUUUAGGUCACAUGACGAUCGUUGAAGAAGCUGAUAUGGAUAAGAUAAAAUAUUUUGCACCGCAUCAGUAUGUGCUACGACCAGAUUCCACGAGUACGAAACUUCGAGUUGUGUUCGAUUGUAGCUGUAAAACUGACAGUGGCUUGUCAUUAAAUGAGGUAAUGAUGAAAGGACCACUGGUUCAAGAUGACCUGUUAUCUAUAAUACUGCGAUUUAGAUGUUACAAAUAUGCAAUUACGGCAGAUGUAACAAAAAUAUAUCGCCAAGCAUGGGUGACUGAUGAUGAUGCGAAUUAUCAAACGAUUUUUUGGAGGUCUUCCUCAGAUGAAAACAUAAAGGCCUAUCGCUUGCGAACCAUUACUUAUGGUACAACAUCAGCCCCCUAUUUAGCUACAAGAUGCUUAAAACAGUUAAGUGAAGAUUAUAUCGAUAAAUAUCCGAUUGGAUCGAGAAAGGUGUUAUCUGAUUUUUAUAUGGAUGAUUUGAUCAAUGGAUCAAACGAUGAAAAUGAAAUUUUUGAAAUAUAUAAUCAAGAAUCAGCAAUAAUUAACUCAGCAAAAUUUAAGUUAAGGAAGUGGUUUUCAAAUAGUGAAAAAUUUCUUAAUUUCGUACCUGAAGCUGAUAAAGAAAAGACUCUUCGGAUGAAUGAUGAGGAAAUAAUAAAAACUCUUGGUAUCAUCUGGGCUCCAGUGGGAGAUACGUUUCGAUACGUUUGGCUAGAUUUUGAUAGCUCGAAAGCGGUGACAAAAAGAAUAGUGUUAUCGGAACUAUCUAAGUUGUUUGAUCCCCUUGGGCUUAUUAACCCAUUAAUCGUAAAGGCGAAGAUUUUCAUGCAAGAUUUGUGGAUAUUGAAGGCUAAUUGGGAUGAAUCCCUACCAAUGAAUUUACAUAGUCAAUGGAUAGAAUUCCGCGAAAAUCUAAAAGACGUCAAGAAAAUAAGUGUGCCUCGAUUUGUUUUGGCAGAAAAACGAGUUGCUAGAGUUGAAAUGCAUGGAUUUGCUGAUGCAUCAAAAAGAGCUUUCGGAUGUUGUAUUUAUAUUCGCUCAAUAUGUGUGGACAACGACGUUACAAUGCAGUUGUGGUUUGCUAAAUCCAGAGUAGCGCCAUUAAAAACUUUAUCUUUACCAAAAUUGAAACUUUUGGCUGCGGAAUUGCUGUCGAAACUAGUGACAAAAACCAAAUCCAAUUUUCCAAUUUGUAUUGACGCGACCUAUUUAUGGGUGGAUUCCGAAAUUGUGCUAGAUUGGCUGAGCGAGCACCCAUCAAAUUGGAACACAUUUGUUGCCAACCGGGUAUCAUUGAUACAAGAGCAGACAAAAACGUGUAUUUGGCGGCAUGUUCCUUCAAAGUCUAACCCAGCAGAUAUAAUAUCAAGAGGUGGUCCGUUGGUUGGAACUGUGGAACCUACUGUGGAUAGCGAAGAAUGGUCUCAUAAAGAUAGAUGGCUACGAAUUUCGGCCAUACAACAACAUUUUUGGAGAAGGUGGUCGGCGGAGUAUCUUCAUGAACUUCAACAGAAAGUCAAAUGGACUAAGAAGCAGAAGAACCUUAAUGAAGGUGAUAUGGUGUUAAUUGCAGAAGAAAAUUUGCCUUCUAAGCAAUGGCUUAUAGGGAGAGUGCUGAAAGUGACAAGAGAUGCUAAAGGUUGGGUUCGAGUUGCUGAUGUAAAAACAAAGAAUGGAGAGGUUCGCCAAGCAAUCCAUAAAUUGGCACCUAUUCCAUCUGAAUGUUGA